This is a messenger RNA of Suricata suricatta (meerkat), 1051 nucleotides long. RefSeq names its product paired box 9 (gene PAX9). The transcript has 4 exons. Bases 26 to 1051 code for a protein of 341 amino acids. Gene Ontology annotation, biological process: regulation of transcription by RNA polymerase II; anatomical structure development. Gene Ontology annotation, molecular function: RNA polymerase II cis-regulatory region sequence-specific DNA binding; DNA-binding transcription factor activity, RNA polymerase II-specific. The record is from RefSeq and is a predicted model, not a curated record. Lineage: Eukaryota; Metazoa; Chordata; Mammalia; Carnivora; Herpestidae.
CCUCGUUGGUGUACUGCUCGGAGCAAUGGAGCCAGCCUUUGGGGAGGUGAACCAGCUGGGAGGAGUAUUCGUGAACGGGAGGCCGCUGCCCAACGCCAUCCGGCUUCGUAUCGUGGAACUGGCCCAACUGGGCAUCAGACCGUGUGACAUCAGCCGCCAGCUACGGGUCUCGCACGGCUGCGUCAGCAAGAUUCUGGCGCGCUACAACGAGACAGGCUCGAUCUUGCCAGGAGCCAUUGGGGGCAGCAAGCCCCGAGUUACCACCCCCACCGUGGUGAAACACAUCCGGACCUACAAGCAAAGGGACCCUGGCAUCUUUGCCUGGGAAAUCCGGGACCGCCUGCUGGCGGACGGCGUGUGUGACAAGUACAACGUGCCCUCGGUGAGCUCCAUCAGCCGCAUCCUGCGCAACAAGAUCGGCAACUUGGCUCAACAGGGCCAUUACGACUCAUACAAGCAGCACCAGCCGGCGCCGCAGCCCGCGCUGCCCUAUAACCACAUCUACUCGUACCCUAGCCCCAUCACCGCGGCCGCAGCUAAGGUGCCCACGCCGCCCGGGGUGCCUGCCAUCCCCGGCUCGGUGGCCAUGCCCCGUACCUGGCCCUCCUCCCAUUCCGUCACCGACAUCCUGGGCAUUCGCUCCAUCACCGACCAAGUGAGCGACAGCUCCCCCUACCAUAGCCCGAAGGUGGAGGAGUGGAGCAGCCUGGGCCGGAACAACUUCGCCGCCGCCGCCCCGCACGCGGUGAACGGGCUGGAGAAGGGAACCCUGGAGCAGGAGGCCAAGUACAGUCAGGCACCAAAUGGUCUACCAGCUGUGGGCAGUUUUGUGUCAGCAUCCAGCAUGGCUCCUUAUCCGACCCCGGCCCAAGUGUCGCCUUACGUGACCUAUAGCGCCGCUCCUUCCGGUUAUGUGGCUGGACAUGGGUGGCAGCAUGCCAGCGGCACCCCACUCUCCCCCCACAACUGUGACAUUCCCGCAUCGCUGGCGUUCAAGGGAAUGCAGGCAGCCAGAGAAGGUAGUCACUCUGUCAUGGCUUCCGCACUCUGA